GUCUUACAAGAGCCGAACGCACAAUCGGUUGCAAGCUCGUCUCCAGUUUUAGUAAAAAAGCGUUAAAGUAGCAAAUUCUAUUCGAAAAUGUCUGAUGAAACAUUCGAGUCGAAAAGUGUAUUGUUUUGUGUGCCGGUUGACGAAGUUUGCAUGAAUUUGCUAAAGUGCCAUGGCAUUCAAGCUGAUACAAAACUAAAUGUGUGCGAUAAAAAAUUGUGUGAUAUGGUAAGAGACUAUCACGCCGUCAUUGCGUCCUCGAAUACCAAAUUGUCAGCGGAAAUUUUCAAAGCCGGCACUGAAAACGGUGGAAAACUGUGUGCGGUAGGACGAGCUUGCGGCGGUGUCGAUAAUAUCGAUGUGGCUGCUGCUGGAAGAUGUGGUGUUGUUGUGUUAAAUCCACCGAGCAAAUGUUCAAUUACUGCUUUCGGCUUGUCAUGUCUAUUGAUACGCGCAUUAUCGCCGCCAAUUACGCCGGUAGGGGAAAAUCAGAAGGAUGCACGUUGGGAUCAAAAGCUCUAUUGCGGUAUUUUGGAUAUUGCUAACACUAGUCAAGAAGUGACUGCCAAUAUUAAGUCAUGGGCAAUGCGUUCAAUCGGGCAUCAUGCGACGGCGAAAGGGGAAGCACGCACAGUUGGCAUUGCAGCAGGGGAUUUGAGCAAGCAUUGGAAUACGGCGGAAAGAACUGUCAUACAUAUGCCAUUCAUAUAAGUUUGUCCGACUCGCAAAUGAGGAAAUUAUUAUUAUUAUAUGUAAAAGAAAUUUUCCAAAAAAAAAAA
Molecule: messenger RNA, 776 nt
Organism: Ceratitis capitata (Mediterranean fruit fly)
Lineage: Eukaryota; Metazoa; Arthropoda; Insecta; Diptera; Tephritidae
Product: D-3-phosphoglycerate dehydrogenase-like
Exons: 1
Coding region: 88-708 (206 amino acids)
Molecular function (GO): phosphoglycerate dehydrogenase activity; NAD binding
Source: RefSeq, a predicted model, not a curated record